Molecule: messenger RNA, 540 nt
Organism: Ostrea edulis (European flat oyster)
Lineage: Eukaryota; Metazoa; Mollusca; Bivalvia; Ostreida; Ostreidae
Product: putative methyltransferase DDB_G0268948
Exons: 2
Coding region: 1-540 (179 amino acids)
Molecular function (GO): S-adenosylmethionine-dependent methyltransferase activity
Source: RefSeq, a predicted model, not a curated record
AUGGAGCUCUUUGUGGGCUCAGAGCACUCUGAAACAUAUCAGAAGUACAGGCCCACAUAUCCCCCCGCAAUGUAUGAUUUCAUUGCUGAAUACUGUAAGACUGGCACUGGUUCUUUGGGCUCAGCAGUGGAUGUUGGGUGUGGGACCGGCCUUAGCACCCUUCCCAUGUGCAAGUACUUCCAGAGUGUGAUUGGCACUGAUGUAAUCGAGACCCAGAUAAACACAGCACAGACAACACACAGACAAAGUAACUUAUCAUUCUGUACCAGUAAGGCCGAAUCCUUUGCAUUCCUGUCUGACUGUAGUGUGGACCUGGUUACCGUUGCCCAGGCAAUGCAUUGGAUAGAACAGGAACCUUUCUACAGAGAGGUAAAAAGAAUACUGCGCCCCGGAGGUAGUCUAGUGGUAUAUGGGUAUGGUAUCGGUACACUAGAUAACAGUGAUGCUGACAAGAUCAUAGAUAAGGCAAGUUUGACUGGAGAAGUCUACAUAGAUUCCCUUUUUCUGGUAUUCACCAACAUUUAUCAAGAACAAAGUUAG